UUUAAACUUCUGUGCGUUAAAUAACACUUUGGUUAAGCAGCUUUAUCCGUUUUACCGCUCUAUUCUUAUCCAAUGUAAAUUUGUGUCACUGUGCCAACAAAAAUGUCCCAAAUUACUGAAGUAGUAACUGAUGUCAAACGUCCAAUAUUCGUGGAGUUCCAAAACGAAUUUGAACUAGAUCUCAAUGCGAACAUAAAGUCUCGUAUUCUUAAAGAUAAAAUAUCAAGAAAAAGAAUUUUCGGUUUGGCGACUGAGAAUAUGGUGUACUGUGGCGAAAUUAAAGACCAGGACGAACUGUACAACAAUUUCCUGUUGGUUCAUGAUCCCACUGCUCGCGAAAUAAAAUUAUUACAAGUUGACAAUUGUUCAAUGGCACCUCUGUUGAUAAGUUCAACCGUCAAUACAAAAUCACCCAUCACUGAGCGAUCAUCUGCACAUUUGAAGAAGGAGUUCGGUUCAAAACGCUCCAAACGUAUGACUGAACAACAAGAGAGGUUACAGAUGAACCUUGAGAAUGUUAAAGAGCAUUUGGAAUCGACAGUCGCUGAUGUUGAGGUUACUCAGGUAGAUUCGACCAUGCCUGAUGAAACCCAUAGUGAAUACAUACCCAAAAUCAACCGGAAUGCGCCAGUGAGGGAGGAAGUUUACAAAUUAGAGGACCUUGUUGAUGGCAAUGUACUCAAUUCAUUAAAUGAAAAGGCUUCAGAAGUGCUUGAUGGUGAUAAUCUGAAAAGCUUUGAAUUGAUACCGUUCGUUUCUGCUGCGAUAACAAUUUUGAAAUUAUCACCAUUUACGGAUACAAAGAAACAUGAAAGGUGCAAAAUUCUACUCUACAUUAAUUAUUUGGCAAAAUAUGCGAUCACUCCAGUGAAAAACAUGACGAAAAAAUUUAUUAUCUGUAACUGGUCCCAUUUGGUGGACACUCACAUCAAGCAAAAUUUUUCUGUCAACGGUCAACGACCUCUUAGCAUGAAAGACAAGUGCCUCAGCUAUAUCCUUGUGUUGUACUUGCUGGCUAAAGACUACGAAGCGGAUUUGGAAAUACUGGCCAGAGAUUUAAAGGUGGGAGUAAAGAAGCUGAUCGAGAUCUCCAGAGUUUUAGCUUUCAGUCAGUUGGCCAGUAAAAAGACUACUGUGACUUUAAAAGUACCGUUACCUCCUCCGGUAACACCCUUCAUCAAGAAAAGAAAACCUUAACUCAUUUAUUUUUUUACGAGAUGUAAGUCCUGGUAUAGACAAUACAAUUUAUACAUGUAUAUUUAGUAGAUAUAAAUUUUUAACCGGUAAUUUCAUGCAAUUUUUUCUUGGAAUAUGGGCUUGUUUUGGUGCAAUUUGGUUUGAAAGGUUGUUUUUAAAAUUUUGAUACUAUAAUAGUGGGGUUGUUAGUUUUAAAUCGCUAAAUUUUAUUCAAAAAUGUGUUUACCACGCACCACCACAAAUUCUUUAUUGACUUGUUUUUAUUAUAAUUUAUAAUUUUAUUGAUUAUAUUGAUUAUAUAUUGCUAGUUUUUUAAAAUUUUUGCUUGCAAGUACUCGACUUGCAAUGAGUAGGUUUUACAGUUGCUUGUUGAACAUAUUUAGAAUUUAAGAGUCAUCUUUCGUUGAUUUCGACUUAAUUUACAUUUUUCAAGUUUAUGAAAACAAACGCUUUGCGCCCAUUUACACGCAAAAAUUUGAGAAAAAAUAGCCGAUAAUUUUAUCUGCCAAAUUUUUUGGAAUUUGGUAGUAGACACCUUGCAAUAUUUGCAUGAAAAAAUUCAUGUGAAAAUUGUAUCGUGUCUACCGGGCUUAAGUUAUGUUUGUGAUUUACUAUAUAUAAAUGUAUAUUUUCUUUUAUAAUAAAAUGACACAUG
Messenger RNA from Cylas formicarius (sweet potato weevil), 1852 nucleotides. RefSeq names its product DNA-directed RNA polymerase I subunit RPA49-like. Gene Ontology annotation, biological process: transcription elongation by RNA polymerase I; RNA polymerase I preinitiation complex assembly; nucleolar large rRNA transcription by RNA polymerase I. Gene Ontology annotation, cellular component: RNA polymerase I complex. The record is from RefSeq and is a predicted model, not a curated record. NCBI's taxonomy places the organism in Eukaryota, Metazoa, Arthropoda, Insecta, Coleoptera, Brentidae. The coding region runs from base 103 to 1197 and encodes 364 amino acids. Gene Ontology annotation, molecular function: DNA binding. The transcript is spliced from 6 exons.